AUGGCGUAUCGGGGGAACAUGCGUGGAAGUCCAAACAACGGUCCUCAUUUUGGACAAAUUCUCGAGCAACAGAAUGACAACAAAGUUGACGAUUUGGCCACAAAAGUCUCUGCGCUUAAAAGGAUAACAUUAGAUAUCGGCGAAGAGGUGCGGUCACAGAAUCGAUUAUUGAAUGACAUGGACACUGAAUUCGACUCUGGAAAGGGCCUUUUGCAAGGAGCGAUGAGACGUUUGGGAAUCGUUGGUCGAAGUGGUGGAAAGAAUAUGUUAUUAGCUCUCAACUCGUUCUUUGCUAUAAGUGUCCCCUUCCACGAGAUGUCUUUCUCUCAAGCGGAUGCUCCCUACGAGUGGUCCCCUGAAAUCUUCGAGUAUUACCAGUACGAGCCUCUCGACUCAAUCUCUUCUUGGAGUGGCACAGACUACUCUCCUUCUACCACCUACUCUACACUCUGCCAGUGCUGUGUUUGGCUGAAUUCACAUCUCGAUUCAUCCAUCUAUCCACCGCAAAAUCUAUCCACAAAAACCGACGACCGCUUCUCUUUUUCAACUUUCGAGUCUGUACAGGCUGCCAAUGGUUUCCCCACUUUUCCAAAUUCUCAAUCAAGCAAUCCUGGGAAACAGUUCCCCCUUCUUGAGGACAUUGAAAUGUUUCUUGAAGAAGAAAAAAGAUCGAAAUCCGAGGAAAGGAAUACCACGCCAAGUUCGGAUUAUUCGUCAUCCUCUGAUGAGAUUCUCAUUCAAGAUGGUGAUGGUCGAAUGCCGAAAAGAAGAGAAAAGAAAAAACAACAAAACCGUGAAGCAGCCACUCGAUACAGAGAAAAGAAAAGGAAAGAGAGACAAGAAGCCAAACAAAAAGAAGAUGUGCUCAGACAGCAAAAUGAAGUUUUGAAGAUAAAGAUCGGCGAAAUUCAAACAGAGAUCGACUACCUGAAGCGGUUGAUGCAUGAAAUCGGCAUGGACGACGAGCACAUCAAAUACAUCUCACCCGUUGUUCCCCUA
Messenger RNA from Mesorhabditis belari, 999 nucleotides. The record is from the annotation of a GenBank genome assembly. NCBI's taxonomy places the organism in Eukaryota, Metazoa, Nematoda, Chromadorea, Rhabditida, Rhabditidae.